This is a messenger RNA of Cervus elaphus (red deer), 1246 nucleotides long. RefSeq lists its product as uncharacterized. The record is from RefSeq and is a predicted model, not a curated record. The transcript is spliced from 4 exons. The coding region runs from base 1 to 816 and encodes 271 amino acids. Lineage: Eukaryota; Metazoa; Chordata; Mammalia; Artiodactyla; Cervidae.
AUGGGGAGCUACAUGCAGCUGGCGGCCGUAGGAAACGGAUCUCUGGUCUUCUCUGCCCUUGCCCCCUCCGAGGCCCAGCACCCCGCCCUGAGGGUGGAUGCGAGGCUGAGUCUUGGCUGGGCCCCGCGGGGCCGUGGGAGGCGGGCCCACGUCUGCUCUGAGACGUGUCAGCUGGGCCUGGUCACACUCUCCGCAGCUCAUCCCAGAGGCGCUGGGGUCAUAGCAGGACACGAGACAGUCAGAGGUCUCUGCCCCCACGGAGUUCACACUUUGGUGGGGAGGCGGGCGCCACGGAGGGUUCCGAGCAGAGGCGGGACGCAGUCUGACUUGCGUUUUCACAGGACCUGCAGAGGCCGGGACAAAAGCAGGAAGAACAGGGGAGGUCCGGCAGCGGUCAGUCCUCUGUUUGCGGAUCAUGCUCCCCCCUUGCUCUACAGCUGUCGUGGCUCCCCAUUGCCCCUGGAGAGAGCCGGAGCUCCUCAGCCCGGCGUUCAAGGCUCCCGCUACGCGGGCUGGCCUCCUCCCUCCAGCCCCCCUCUCUCCCCCGCAGCCUCGCUGGACAUGCGUCCUCCUCUGUUCCAUGAGCUGUGCCUCCUUCUCCCGCUUUGGUCCCUCAGCCAGGAACACUCUUCCUGUCCUCGCUUUGUGAGGCAGCUCACGGGUGGCUCGGUCCCACCAACUCCUGCUAACUCUCAGCUGGGGUUUAGGAAGGCAAGAGGGGGAGAGGAAGUCCUCGCCCCAAGGGGCGGGGUGGGCUGGGGGGCGCAGACCUUGUCUCCCUCCUUCUCACAUACACCCCAGAGCUCUGCCAGCUAAGAGCAGGUUUGGGAGGUAAAAGUGGAGCUGGAGCCGGCUGUGUGACCUUGAACAAGUCACGCACCGUCUCUGGGCUUUGCUGUCUCUGCCUGGUACAAUGGGGAAAAUAAUGAACUUCCUCAUAGGUGGUUGGACAGCGGCGGCUGUGAGCUCGGGGGCUGCUACCACUGUGGGCGGGAUGGCAUUCUGGGAGAAGAUGCGAGCACACGUCUCUUUCCAGCUGGGCCAGGCCCAUACCGGCGGCCCCGAGCUGACGCCAGGGCUAUCUUGGGGGACAGAUCCCUUGGCAGCCCCAGGGUUCUUCAGCUUGGUUGUCCUUGAGUUACCCAAGCAGCCACUGUGUGUCUAGCCCCAGUUCUGAGUAGGGACUAAGGGUCUUCCCAGGUGGCGUCAAUGGUAAAGAACCCAUCUGCCAAUGCCGGAGAUAUAA